Molecule: messenger RNA, 6652 nt
Organism: Paramisgurnus dabryanus
Lineage: Eukaryota; Metazoa; Chordata; Actinopteri; Cypriniformes; Cobitidae
Source: RefSeq, a predicted model, not a curated record
CAAAAUGGCUGUGGAGAAACAGUUAUGAAGAUGUGUCGAUCUACUCACCAAAUUAAUCUCUUGCAUGCUUCAGUUAAGCGGAGAGUCCUCUAACCGAGCUGGAGGACAUUUCUAGAAGGUGAGUGGAGGGCUGAGGAAGGAGAAGAGGAUUGUGGGCCAUCUUGGGAAAGGGACCCUGAAGAUUCUUUGGGAUCUUCAGCGACACAGUGUCAGACAUGAAAACCCAAGACUAUCGUCCCAGCCCUGUGAAAUCACAGACACAGAGUGAUGUGCGGCCCCAGUCCCAGAUGAAGGGUCUUCAGUUUCGCAGCAUUGCCCCCAAAGCCCCUGCAAUGGUUCCAUCAUCUGCAGUUCUGUCCUGCCAACCUCCCUCAGCCCUUCCAGAAGCAUCCACAGCUGUCAGCCCCAAAUCCAUCCUGGUCCCUGCCCAAAACUAUGCCCUCAUGCAGGUGGCUGGACAAGAGGGCACUUUCUCAUUGGUGGCCUUACCUCAAACACAACAGCAACAGCCAAUCCAGAAAAACCUUAAGCUGCCUAUUCCCAGAUACCAAUCAGUGAGGAGCAAAAGCACUCCAGAAAAACCUAGUAGCAAGACUCAGAGUCCAGCCAAAGUUUUAGCACCCACACGGACUCAGCCGUCUGCAGUAAAACUGGAGCAGAGUUCAGACUCACCGUCUGAGCAGCUUGUUAUGAUUGAUGCUGCUGCAUCGUCUGAAAUCUGUGCUGCACCCUUGCUUUCAAAUUCACAGAUGGACCAAAAAGUUGAACAACAAAGCGUUGCGAGUCUACCUAACAAUUUGCACUAUCCUUCCGGAGCCUCCAAAACUGCCCUUGUUACCCCGGUAAAUAAUAUCUCACCGGUCAAAACCCCAAUAGAUGUUCCGGUCUCUUCUGGCAGUGCCAUUACAGUGCUUUCUCCUACUAUCUUUAGCAAAGCUGUUCAAAUCAUUCCAUCUCCUCCCAAGGGCAAGUUGCCCAUUCUGCCCUAUGCCAAGGUGAAGAACUCCCUCCUGGCACCAGCCAGUCUUGCCAGUGCCCCGCUGUUAGAGCAGACUGUAAGUAGAGCCAAAAACAGACUAAAAAGCCCUCUAGGUAGCCAAGCCAAGACAACAGACAGCAAAAGUGAAAAACUCCAAGACCCCAACAACACCCAAUUCAAGAAACCUCCAGGCAAGAAGCGGGGGAGAAAGAGAAAAACCAUAGAGGAUGUUCUAGCCUUCGAAGCCAGAAAGAGGAGAUCUUUAUCAUUUUUCAGAAGGAGGGCACCUGAGAAACCUUCGGUUGGCGUGCAGAGUUCUGCCUCUCAAGAGAAGCUGCUUGACAUAUCAAAAAAGUAUCGAAGCAUACGUCCCAAACCAGUACUGGUAAUGGAAACCACUAUUCCACAACUCGUACCCUUUCCAUCCUUGUCAACAUCCGAAAAACACGAUCUAGGACAGCAGUUAUCAGGAAAUCCACUGGGUGCUCCUCAUCGUUCUUCACAGUCUACUGAUCAUCAUUCUGUGGUGGAUGGUGAAAGUGGUGGAGCGGUGGUUUACACAGGAAGCCGUUCGCUUCAUCGCUGUCCUACCUGCAGCAGGUGUUUUCAAUUCAAGCAUCACUUGCAGAGUCACAUGAACAGCCAUAGUAAUUUGCGGCCCUAUGUGUGCCCGGUAUGCAGGAAGGCCUAUGCUCACUCGGGCAGUCUGAGCACUCAUAUGAAACUGCACCAUGCUGAAAGCAGACCUAGGAAGAGCCUUUGCUGUGAAUUCUGUGAGAAGUCUUUUGGUUAUGUGGGUGUCUAUUUCAGCCAUUUGAGAGAGGUGCACAAAGUCAUACUUACGGUAGAGCCAUCCAUCAGUCAACACGAGGAGGACAUGCCUAUAGACAAGUCUUUAGAAGCUGACAAACCGACAUCAGAACGCAUUGACCCAGUCGAGCUACAGAUUAAAUGUGGGCGGUGCCAGGAUGUUACACCUACAUUUGCUGACAUGAAGCUACACUUGCUAUACGUGCAUGGGGAGGAGGUCCAGGUGCGACUGAGGGACGGGUCCAUGCGCGGUGGACGGGAGGCGGAGGAUGAGUUGGUCAAACAUGCAGCACAUUACUGGAGGCAGCUCAAUGAGAAACGUAACCUAGUGCACUGCGACACUCGUGACGAAGAGCUCUUCUCCUUUCCCAAGUUUAAACCGCACCUCUACUCUCACCAUCACGGUGCAAAAGACCGUCAAGAUACGGAGGAGGACGAGGAAAUGGUAGGAAAGGAGGAACAUGCAUUAAGGGGUUUGGGUAAAGUCGUAACCCUGAGGGUGGGGACUCACUUUAACUGCAUCCUUUGCAGUAAGGUGUUUAAUAAGAAACAGGACGUUAUGGAGCAUUGGAGAACACAGCACAACUGUGAAAACCCCUCCCUUCUGUGGGAUGUACUGGACUUCAAAGGGGAGAAUUUGUCUAUUGAUGGGCCAAAUUAACUGUAAGUGGGUAAUUUAUUAUUUGCUCUAUGUCCGCUGUGUGAUUCAUACAAAAUGUAGUGAUGUCAAUGUAAAUACAAUCCAUGUAUAGAUUUUUUUUAAGGGGUUUUUUUUUGCACUGCUUUUUUGACAUAAUCAUAAACAUUUUGUAAUGCUUGAAUUUUGUAAUGUUCAUUUUUUUGUGUGUUCUGAUGUUUUUAUGCAUAAAAAGUCACAUUGCAGACAUUAUAGUGGUGCAGAGGUAAUAUAAAUGGAAGUAUAUGGAGCCUCCAAGGAUAUUUUUUUGUUAGAUGUGGUUUAGUUACUGUUAUGGUUGAGUAAAUCUAACAAAAGUAGGCUUUUCAAAAACACAUACCACUUAGAAAAAGUCAGAAUUUACAAAACAACAAACAAAUAUGAAUAGAGAUUACGCUGUCAAAAAAUGGCCUUUAGCUGUCAUUGGGGCGGUUCCCUUUGAAAAAGUACACAUUUGCACCUAAAGAGGUUAUAUAAGUACCUGAGAGGUACCCAGGGGGUGCAUGUUAGUACCUCAACGGUACAUAUUUGUGGCAAAUAUACAUAUCUGGGAAAACUUCCUAAUAUGUACCAUUUAGUUACACAAUACUGUCCCAGUGACAGCUUGGGACAAAUUUUUCUGAUUGUGUAUGAUGCUUAAAUAUAACAUGUUAAAUGCAAAGUAACAACAAUAAGACUUACUAUAUGCAUUUCACAACAUAAAUAAAAUCCGAAAAUGUGUCAUUUUUCAGUUUUAAAUGGGCAGAGUUCAAAAAUAUGUCUGAGAAAAUAGUUUUGGCGAAUAUUUUAACUCUUAGUUUUAGUACGAAUGUGUGCAUUCGCAUGUGUUAUAUAUGUUUAAUGUUGUCUGUUUAAAUGGAAAUGUUACAGUAUAUAUUUUUAAUGCUUUCGGUAAAAUGUGUGAUUUGUUUAAGUUAUCAGUCUAUCAGUCCAUUCAUGAAACAAUAUUAUUACAGGGUAGUUGAAUGUGUAAAAACCCUCCCAUUUGUUACAUUUGUAUACUUGUAUAGAUAGAAUAAAAUAUAUUAUAAAAAGAAAUAUAUGCACCUGUAUAUGGAAAAUAUAUAUUUACACAGAAGUCAUCUUCCACUACUGGUUUUUCCUAAAUAAAUAAUUAUUGAUUUUUAUUGACUGUUUUUAUUUACAUCCAAAUGGGUGGUUUCCCAGACAGGGUUUAGAUUAAUCCAGGACUAGGUCUUAGUAAUAUUAGGACAUUUGAGAAGUUUGUACUAACACACCUUGCAAAAAACAAUACUUGUGUGCGUCCUGUGACAAAACAAUGUCACUGAUAUAUUUUAAGAUAAGUCAGUAAAGGGUGUUUUUUAAAUGAAGGCAGCUCAAACAUGCAUUUUAGCCCUAAAUGUAAGAGCUGUCCACACUCAAAACAACUUCCACUGCCUGUCAUAUCUUAAAAUACAUCAGUGCCCUUUAUUUUGCCUCAAAAAUAGACAAGUAAUGUUUUUAGUAAGGCAUGUUUGUUAAAACUAGUUUUAUUUCCUAAUUACACUAAGGUCUACUCCUAGCUUAAGCUAAUUCCUGUCCAGGAAACCACCCUUACAUUUGAUAAGUAAACCUGCAGCUCCACAUCAAUCAAAAGUUUGGACACACUUCACUGUCUCAUCAUAAAAAUACUUUCUAAUUUAAAGGCUUAUAAUUAAAUGCUUGAUAAUUACAAUUGACAACUGUGUAAAUUGUGCCCAUGUGUAGAUUUCUUUAUUAAACUGUUAUUACUUUAAUUCUUUUUUAUUAUAUACACUCACCUAAAGGAUUAUUAGGAACACCAUACUAAUACUGUGUUUGACCCCCUUUCGCCUUCAGAACUGCCUUAAUUCUAUGUGGCUUUGAUUUCAACACGGUGCUGAAAGCAUUCUUUAGAAAUGUUGGCCCAUAUUGAUAGGAUAGCAUCUUGCAGUUGAUGGAGAUUUGUGUGAUGCACAUCCAGGGCACGAAGCUCCCGUUCCACCACAUUCCAAAAAUGCUCUUUUGGGUUGAGAUCUGGUGACUUUGGGGUCCAUUUUAGUACAGAGAACUUAUUGUCAUGUUCAAGAAACCAAUUUGAAAUGAUUUGAGCUUUGUGACAUGGUGCAUUAUCCUGCUGGAAGUAGCCAUCAGAGGAUGGGUACAUGGUGGUCAUAAAGGGAUGGACAUGGUCAGAAACAAUGCUCAGAUCGGCCGUGGCAUUUAAACGAAGCUCAAUUGGCACUAAGAGGCCUAAAGUGUGCCAAGAAAACAUCCCCCACACCAUUACACCACCACCAGCAGCCUGCACAGUGGUAACAAGGCAUGAUGGAUCCAUGUUCUCAUUCUGUUUACGCCAAAUUCUGACUCUACCAUCUGAAUGUCUCAACAGAAAUUGAGACUGCUCAGACCAGGCAACAUUUUUCCAGUCUUCAACUGUCCAAUUUUGUUGAGCUUUUGUAAAUUGUAGCUUCUUUUUCCUAUUUAUAGUGGAGAUGAGUGGUACCCGGUGGGGUCUUCUGCUGUUGAAGCCCAUCCGACUCAAGGUUGUGCGUGUUGUGGCUUCACAAAUGCUUUGCUGCAUACCUCGGUUGUAACGAGUGAUUAUUUCAGUCAAAGUUGCUCUUCUAUCAGCUUGAAUCAGUCGGCCCAUUCUCCUCUGACCUCUAGCAUCAACAAGGCAUUUUCGCACUGCCGCAUACUGGCUGUUGUUCCCUUUUCACACCAUUCUUUGUAAACCCUAAAAAUGGCUGUGCGUGAAAAUCCCAGUAACUGAGCAGAUUGUGAAAUACUCAGACCUGCCCAUCUGGGACCAACAACCAUGCCACGCUCAAAAUCACCUUUAUUUCCCAUUCUGAUAUUCAGUUUGGAGUUCAUGAGAUUGUCUUGACCAGGACCACACCCUAAAUGCAUUGAAGCAACUGCCAUGUGAUUGGUUGAUUAGAUAAUUGCAUUAAUGAGAAAUUGAACAUGUAUCCUAAUAAUCCUUUAGGUGAGUGUAUAGCCUUAAAAAAAUCUAAAAUAUAUUAUCGUUCUGUUUUGUUUAACAUUUUUAACAUUAUUAUUCACUACAAAAUUCCCAUACUUCAAAUUGUGAUGUCAUCAAAAAUAGCAAGUGGAUCAAGAAAAUCCACAUCCAGGCACUCACAUAGUUCAAAGGGUAAAAAGCCUUUGAUAUAAGACAGGACCAAAUAACAACACCAACUGGUUUCAGCCCAAACAGGUCUUCUGUGGCACCCAUAGAUACCAGAUUUUUCUCAUUUGUGGUAAUUUUGAAGACUUAUUAUAAAAUGUUAAAACAAUAAUAACAAAGAUAGUAAAGAUAAAGUGCGUCCAAACUUUUGAGUGGUAUUGUUUGUUCUGUAAACCCUCAUCUGCUUGAACAGGUGCUGCGUAAAAUCAUAAACAUUAAAUUGUGAACUUACCAACUUAUGGUACUGAACAACCUGCACACCCCAAUGCAUCAUUUAAAUGUAGCUCUCUUGGUUAAAUUCUGUCAGAUAAUCUUAACUCAAGUGCUGUUUGUCUUGUAACAAUUACCACAUAUAAGUAUUAUGCAUUUGUUGUUAUUGAAUUUUCCCUUAAAGGGAUAGUUCACCCAAAAAAAAAAAUUCUGUCAUCAUUUACUCAAUCUCAUGUUGUUGCAAACUUAUAUAAAUGUCUUUGUUCUGAUGAUCACAAAGGGAGAUAUUUUGAGAAAUGUUUGUAACCAAACCAUUCGUGGACCCCAUUUACUCCCAUAGUAUUCUUUUCUCCUAUAAUGGAAGUGAAUGGGGUCCACUAAGGGUUUGGUUACAAACAUUUCUCAAAAUAUCUUCCUUUGUGUUCAUCAGAACAAAGAAAUGUAUUCAGGUUUGUAACAACAUGACGGUGAGUAAACGAUGGCAGAAUUUUCAUUUUUGGGUGAACUAUCCCUUUAACCCUUAAAGAUCAAAAUGUUUGGUUUAUAAUGUGGUUUUAUUAUAUAAAAAGUGAUUGUUUUCAAUGGACGAAAUAAUUUGAUUAUAGAUCAUAUAAAAUAUACAGGCCUUAACGCAUUGUUUGUGAUUCUGAUUGUUUGACAUAAGAAAAUGUUUGCAUUUAAAGUUCUCAAGAUAAUCUGUUUAUUGCUGCUGUUAUAUUUAAAUGUACACGUCUGUGGCUGUAACUAAACUAAGCCUCUGAUAGCAUCUGUACAAGAAACAAUGUCCCUAUACAUUAAUACUGGUGCCUAAAUAAAGCAAAGCAAA